AUGGAUUAUGAUGACAGUGAUUUUGAAAGCCAGAAUCUCCAUUUAGCCGGUGAAGGGAACACUAAAUUUCCUCCGGUAUUAAGACCCUAUGCUCUCCCUAAGUUUGAUUUUGACGAAAGCCUUCAAGCAAAUUUAAGAUUUGAUAGUUUGGUUGAAACUGAAGUUUUUCUUGGCAUUGAAAGUAACGAAGAUAACCAGUGGAUUGAAGCAUUCUCCCGGGGGGGUAGUAGCAUAGAGUUCAAUUCAACUGCUGCUGGAUCUUGCUCUAUAUCAAGGUAUGGUAAUGUGUGGUCCGAGGCCACUUCCUCAGAGUCUGUCGAAAUGCUCUUGAAAUCUGUUGGACAGGGUGAGCAUAUUCCUAGGCAAACUGUUAUUCAGGAAUCAGAUGCUUGUGAUGAACUGGCCUGCUUAGCUAAGCAAAUGGACUCCAAUCCAAAACCUGAUGAUAGAAAUGAAUUUACAGAUAAUGUUACAGAUUUACAAUCACCCAGUGGUACUCAUUUAAGUUUUUCUGGAUCGAAGAAGCCAGUAGGAAUUGAACAGUCUCAGACUGGAACUUCCCAAAGUCACGAAGGUGAAUUAUCCAUUGAUGGAAGUUCAGGUAUUCUGGAACCAAAUGAUAUGUUCCGAAAUAUUGAAUUGCCUAUGUCUGAGCAUAGUCCAACCUUCUUUACCAAUGAUAAAUUUAACAUUACUAAUCAAAGAGAUGCUCAGACUGUGGCUGAUGACUCAGAUCUUUGUGAAACUCAUGAUUCAUCAGCACUUGUGGUGGAAACUAAUAUUACUGAAUUGUCUAUUCAAAAUAUGGUGGAUGAGAAGCAAAGUCUUCAACUAACUGAAAGUAAUAAUCAAAAUUUAGAAUCUUCUAUGAUGAAGGAAGAAGCUGUUGUAGACACACAGACUCUGGAUCAAGAUGCAGUUGAUGUUGAUGCACAUCAUCCUGAUAGAUCUAUUCUUGCCAUACCCCCGCAAGAUUCUUUAGAAGGAGGGAGUGUAGUUAAAGGACUUGAGGCUGAGUUAAGUAGUUUAGUGGAUUCCAUGGGAACUAGAAAUGUUGCAGUUUCUGACAUGCAGAAAGAAGAAAGGCGCCGUGAAGAUAUACGUUCCUGCGAUUUGACUCGGGCCAAUGCAAGUGAAAACUCAGUCUUGCUUAAAGAUACGGUGAUGGAUGAUCAGUCUAUAUCAGAUACACACACAUCGGCAGAGGAUUCAGUUAAAGAUGAUCCUGUCUCUGCCGGGCAGGCGGUUGAUGUAAGCAAUUCCAGUUAUGAAGUUUGUCCUAAUCUCCAGCAAACUAUGGAUGUCACUGAGAAGGAAACGUACAGUGUGAGCAAUGUUCUUAAGGAAAACGAGUCAUCAAGCACUGGAGGUGACCACACGGAUACGAGAAUUUUAUCAAGCAAGUCAGAGGGAUCUAUGUUUCCUGCAAAGGAAAGUAUCAUUACUGUUAGUGAAGGAAAUAAUGACAACAGGGUCGGAGAUUUUUCCGGUUUCAGUUUGGUGACUUCUUCAACAAACUCUUCCAUUGGGAGGGAGUCAACUCAAAUAUGUGUAAACAAUGAUCCUGAUAAGCAAAGUGACCUAGACAAAUUUAGCCAAGAUGUUUCUGUCAAUGAUGAAGAGAAUACAAAGAUUCGUUCUGAUUCUAGCCAAAUGCAUUCUGAUGUUGCGCAAUCCUAUCUUGGUGAUAAAGGAGUUGUUUCAUCACCUCUUAGUUUAAGUAGCUUGGAAUCUGAAUUGACAACUUCCACUGUAUCAAUCGAUGCCAAACCUGUCAAUAUUUCAGCUUCACAAGUUAUUUCAGAAAAUAUUAGUUUGAUAUCCUGUGAGAUAAUGAAUGAUCCACCUCCUAGUGAAUUUGUUUCAAUUCAUGGACCCACUGGCGACAACGAUAUUCACAGGAUAACUACUGUUGAAUCAUCUUCUGCGGAAGUAAAAGAAGAAAAUGCAAUGAAGAUAACAGAGGAAACUGGAAUAUCGGCUCUUGUUGGGUCUUCUGAAAAACAGGAAACUGCUCCUUACCCUGUUAAGGAAAUAGAAAAACUUCAUCCUUCUGGUACUUCUGGACAUUUGAUAAGUCACAGUAUGCUUGAUGUUGGAACUCAUGGUGCUGCAAUACUGGGUGAACCGCAAAGAACAAUAGAUGAGAAGGUUACCCAGGAAUGCACAAAAGAGAUUAGCGUGCCUCCAGUUCUAUGUGAGUCAUUAGAGACACAGGGUGCCGGGGUCACGAUUUCUGUUAUUAAUGAUGACAAGGAUAUUUUACAGGAGACUCAUGACAAGUCAUCUCCGAAAGAGUUAGGUGACAUUUUACUUGGGAACAAAGAUUCCAUAUCUUCUCCUUUGCCUGACUCUCGGGUUGAGUUGCCUGAGACUGGAAGCUUUCCUGCCAGUAGUAUCUGCAGUCCCUCUAAUACAUUCAGAAGCCCUUCUCAAACCGAAAAGGAGGAAAAUCAAGGUAAGGCUUCUGCUAAUCAGAAUCCUGCAGAAUCUGAUUUAAAAAAUAGUGGCUCACAUAAUACAUUGUCUACUGCCCAAGUUCAAAAGAGGGAUACUGUAUCUAAAGAUGAGAGAAGCUCAAAUCCUGAGAUAUAUGUUCUAGUUGAUUUAUCCAAAAAGGACACAGCAGAUUUGGAUACAGAUGUUAGCAGGAGACAAUCAGCCCUUGUUAUCACAACUAACGAUGCAUCAAUAGCCUUGGCAGAAUCUCCUUCAACUUAUGGGCUAGGGUCUUCAAAAUCCAAAACUGUAGCAAAUGUUUCCCAUGGAAGUCCACAGAUAUUGGAUGGAGAAGUGGCUUUUAGUGCUUCUAAAGCUACGCCUAAGCGCAAAGCUAGGCAAUCAUCUAAUAAGGCAGCUGGAAAGGAAUCUGCUAGAAGAGGAAGUCGUGUGAAAAAUGCAAGCCCUGCUAUACAGUCUGAAAAAAGUGAUGUAUCAACCAAAGUUUCCCAUAGCCCAUCUCCUGGUUUCAAGCUGAUGCAUUCAAAUGAGGUGCAACAGUAUGGGCACGCAGAUUCCAAUGGUGCAAAGGCAUUUUCUAUUGUAAAUACUUCAACAUCCAGCCUUCCAGAUUUGAACACUUCUGCUUCUCCACCUGUUUUGUUUCAUCAGCCUUUCACAGAUCUGCAACAAGUACAAUUGCGUGCGCAGAUCUUUGUCUAUGGAGCAUUGAUUCAAGGAACGAUACCAGAGGAGGCACAUAUGAUAUCAGCUUAUGGGGUGACAGACGGUGGAAGGAACAUUUGGGAGAAUGUUUGGCGUGCCUGCAUGGAGAGGCAGCUCAGUCAAAAGUCUCAUCCAGUUACCCCAGAAACUCCUCUACAAUCAAGAUCUGUUGCUAGAACACCUGAUACGACAGUUAAACAAAGUGAACUUCAAGGGAAAGUUAUCUCUUCGCCUCUUGGUAGAGCUAGCAGCAAGGCUACUGCAUCUAUUGCUAACCCCCCCAUGCCUCUGUCAUCUCCUCUUUGGAGUCUACCAACUCUCUCUUGUGAUUCUCUGCAAUCUAGUGCUCUUGCAAGAGGUUCUGUUGUGGAUUAUUCCCAGGCUCUUACUCAGUUGCAUCCUUAUCAAUCUCCACAUUCGAGAAAUUUUCUGGGGCAUAGCACUUCUUGGAUAUCCCAAGCACCACUUCGUGGACCAUGGAUUGGUUCUCCAACUCCUGCGCCUGACAACAACACCCAUCUUUCUGCAUCACCUACCUCAGAUACAGUUAAGUUAGGCUCAGUCAAAGGAUCUUCUUUGCCUCCUUCCUCAAGCAUAACAAAUGUUACUCCUGGUCCUCCUGCCUCCAGUGCAUGCUUACAAAAUAUUUUUGUUGGGACUGCUUCUCAGCUUGAUGCAAACAAUGUGACAGUACCACCUGCUCAGCAUUCUUCAGACCCGAAGCCCAAAAAAAGGAAAAAGGCUGCGCCAUCGGAGGAUCUUGGUCAGAAGCCUUUGCAGUCUCUGACUCCAGCGGUCGGUAGCCGUGCAUCUAGCACUGUUGCUGUUGCGACCCCUGUUGGCAAUGUGCCCAUAUCUAGUGUUGAAAAAUUAAAUGUGUCUGUAUCUCCUCUAGCUGAUCAACCCAAAAAUGAUCAGAGUAUUGAGAAGAGGAUUCUGUCGGAUGAAUUUCUUAUGAAAGUUAAGGAGGCUAGGGUACAUGCAGAGGAAGCUUCUGCUGAUUCUGCUGCUGCAGUGAGUCAUAGCCUAGAGUUGUGGAAUCAGUUGGAUAAGCAUAAAAAUUCUGGAUUUAUGUCAGAUAUUGAGGCCAAAUUAGCUUCUGCAGCAGUGGCAGUUGCAGCUGCUGCAGCUGUUGCGAAGGCAGCAGCUGCCGCUGCUAAUGUUGCAUCAAAUGCUGCAUUUCAAGCAAAAUUGAUGGCUGAUGAAGCUUUGAUUUCAUCUGGCUGUGAAAAUUCCAGCCAAAGUAACAAAGUUUUCCUUUCCGGGAGUACUAGUAACUUGGGACAAGCUACGCCUGCUUCCAUUUUGAAGGGUGCUAAUGGCUCCAAUAGCCCUGGUUCUUUCAUUGGUGCUGCUAAGGAAGCUAUUAGGAGGAGAGUGGAAGCAGCUUCAGCAGCCACCAAAAGAGCUGAAAAUAUGGAUGCCAUUUUAAAGGCUGCUGAGCUUGCAGCAGAGGCUGUAUCUCAAGCAGGAAAAAUCGUAACAAUGGGUGAUCCUUUGCCAUUAAUGGAACUGAUUGAAGCUGGCCCAGAAGGAUGUUGGAAAGCCUCCCGAGAUUCUUCUCGGGAAGUUGGAUUAUUGAAAGAAAUGACCAGAGAUCUGGUGAACAUUGACAUUGUCAGAGAUGUUCCCGAAACUUCUCAUGAACAAAACAGAGACAUUUCAUCUAGUGGAAUUUCAUCUUCUAUCAUGAUCAAUGAAAAUAAUUCAAGAGGACAAAAGGCACGCAAUGUUUCUGAUUUAGUGAAGCCUGUUGACAUGGUUCCUGGAUCUGAGCCUGAAAUACAGGCUCCUUCUCUCACUGUUAGAAAUGAAUCUGAAAAUCUUGAGGAAACUAAUUUCAAGGAGGGCUUACUUGUAGAGGUCUUCAAAGAUGAGGAAGGUUAUAAAGCUGCUUGGUUCGAAGCCAAUAUUUUAAGCUUGAAAGAUGGUAAAGCUUAUAUAAGCUACAUUUCGCUUGAAGCUGUUGAAGGGCCAUUAAAGGAAUGGGUGUCACUUGAAUGUGAAGGAGACAAACCACCCAGAAUACGCACUGCUCGCCCUCUGACUAGUUUGCAACCUGAAGGAACAAGAAAGAGGCGCAGAGCAGCUAUGGGAGAUUAUGCUUGGUCUGUUGGGGAUAGGGUUGAUGCAUGGAUACAAGAAAGCUGGCGGGAAGGAGUAAUCGCAGAGAAGAAUAAGGAGGAUGAAACAACUUUAACUGUCCACAUUCCUGCCAGUGGAGAAACAUUGGUUCUUAGAGCUUGGCAUCUCCGUCCGUCCCUUAUUUGGAAGGAUGGUCAAUGGCUAGAAUUUAACAAGGUGGGAGUAAAUUCUGCGCAUAAGGGUGAUACACCACAUGAAAAGCGACCUAAGCUGGGUAGUAGCGAUGCAGUAGAUGUGAAAGGGAAAGAAAAGAUGUCAAAAAAUAUUGAAGCUGCAGAGUCUGCAAACCCUGAUGAUUUAGAGUUGCUUAAUUUGACUGAAAAUGAGAAAGUCUUUAACAUUGGCAAGAACACAAGGUCUGCCCUUCAAAAAGAAGGGUCAAAAGUCAUUUUUGGAGUUCCUAAACCUGGAAAGAAAAGGAAAUUUAUGGAAGUGAGCAAACACUACAAUGCACAUGGGAGCCGCGUUAAAGAUGCUAAUUCUUCGAUGCCUCAAGGUUCAGAACUUCGAGGAUGGAGAAAUAGUUCAAAAAAUGAUACUAAAGAGAAACUUGGAGCUGACUCCAAACCCAAGACUAAAUUUGGAAAACCGCAGGGUGUUUUGGGUAGAGUGAUUCCACCAAGGAAUCCAUCCGUAUCCAGUACAAAAAUGACCAAGGAUUCUUCAAAUCAUAUAAAAAAUGCUUCACAGAGUGAUAGUCAGGCUGAGAGAGCACCCUCCACAACUGAAGUAGCCACACAAGUACCAAUCGUAUUUUCAUCUCUGCCAACUUCAACGGAUACUCUUCGUACUAAGAGGACACUAACAUCAAGAGCGAGUAAGGGAAAACUUGCACUUGCAGGUGAUAAACUACGAAAAGGUGGUGGGGAAAAAACCUCAAUCGACAAACCCCUAAAAUCAACAUCUGAAUCUGAUGUCCACGAGCCCCGGAGAUCCAACCGCAGGAUCCAGCCAACCUCCAGACUAUUAGAAGGAUUGCAGAGUUCUUUGAUAGCCUCAAAGAUUCCUUCAGUUUCACAUAACCGUAAUAUUCCCAAGGGUAAUAAUCACCAGGGUUGA
Messenger RNA from Vicia faba (fava bean), 6369 nucleotides. The record is from the annotation of a GenBank genome assembly. NCBI's taxonomy places the organism in Eukaryota, Viridiplantae, Streptophyta, Magnoliopsida, Fabales, Fabaceae.